Gymnodraco acuticeps is the source of this 1758-nucleotide messenger RNA. It is a transcript of the gene dusp5, whose product is annotated as dual specificity phosphatase 5. Gene Ontology annotation, cellular component: cytoplasm; nucleus. The record is from RefSeq and is a predicted model, not a curated record. Bases 255 to 1385 code for a protein of 376 amino acids. The transcript has 4 exons. Gene Ontology annotation, biological process: endoderm formation; protein dephosphorylation; negative regulation of MAPK cascade. Gene Ontology annotation, molecular function: MAP kinase tyrosine/serine/threonine phosphatase activity; protein tyrosine/threonine phosphatase activity. Lineage: Eukaryota; Metazoa; Chordata; Actinopteri; Perciformes; Bathydraconidae.
AACAGUAACCGGGGGUGGGGCCACAGCCGAGUCAUAGAUGUGGGCGUUUUCUCUUUCACUGCGAUCACAACUCGCCGGUGUCCAUAUAUGGUUCGUGACGUCACUAGCCGGAGGUCCCGUUCACAUAAAACCGAUCGGCCGGAAUCCCCUUGGAGGACAUGUAAGCACGGACGCGCACGGGAACCAUCGCUCACCCUUCUCCUCCAGUUGAAUUCUUAAGGCAAUAAUAAUAAUAACAAAUCCUCUGCGUCAAAAUGAAAGUCACCAGCAUAGACUGCCGGCGUCUGAGGAAGAUCAUCAGGAAGGAGUGCGCGAGCUGCCUUAUUGUGGAUUGUCGACCCUAUCUUUCCUUCGCGAGCUCCAACAUCGGGUGCUCCAUCAAUGUCAAUCUGAACUCAGUGGUGGUCCGGAGGUCCCGAGGAGGGCCGGUGCCUCUGCAGUUUGUCAUCCCGGAUGAGAGUUCCCUGCUCCGGCUCCGGGAGGGGAGCAUAUCGACCAUCAUAGCUCUGGAUGACCGGACGUCCCACUGGCAGAAACUGAAGAAGGACAGUGUAGCACAAAUAGUAAUAAACACUCUAUCGCAUCUGGCCAGCGGGGCAAACAUCUGUUUCCUGAAAGGAGGAUACGAGAACUUCCACUCUCAAUACCCUGAACUUUGCACUGAGGUGAAAACCCUCGACCAGAGCGGAACUGAAACCGAGAAAAGAGUCAACAACCACAGUGACAAGCUUUCUCACCGCAAACCAGAUUACGAUCAGGGUAAACCUGUAGAGAUCCUGCCUUUCCUCUACCUCGGUAGUGCCUACCACGCCUCCAGACAGGACUAUCUCAGCGACCUUCACAUCACGGCCUUGCUCAAUGUGUCGCGCAGGGACAUGCAGCCGGCCAAGGGCCUCUACGACUACAAGUGGAUCCCAGUGGAGGACAGUCACAUGGCCGACAUCAGCUCCCACUUCCAGGAGGCCAUAGAGUUUAUUGAUAACGUGAAGCAAUCAGGAGGAAAGGUUCUAGUCCAUUGCGAAGCAGGCAUCUCCCGCUCACCUACCAUCUGCAUGGCCUAUAUCAUGAGGACGCAGCAGCUGCGGUUGGAUGCGGCCUUCGACAUCAUCAAGCAGCGCCGGGCAGUCAUCUCACCCAACUUCAGUUUCAUGGGUCAGCUGCUGCAGUUUGAAUCAGAGGUCCUCUCAAUGGCCCCUGCUCAUGCCGCCACACCUGAACCUGCCACACCUUGCGCCCCAGAGUCCGCCUCCUUUUUCGCCAACGACUUCAACACCACUUUCAACACCAAAAACUUUGAGCCAUCUGUGUUCACCCUCCCUACCUCUUGCCUGCAGUCCCCGGUCCACCACCAGUUCACACUGAGCCCAAUAACUGCACUGCCUUAAAAUGAACCAUGACUGCUUGUAUCUUACUUGAAAAAAUAACAAUUGAUGCUCUCUGUGUGCCUCGUGUUGAAGCCAGCAGAGCAGAUAAACAGAAACAGAAGUGUCAAGGUAAUAGUAUUCAGUUCAUGGAACUAAUGAAAAAAACGAUGGGCUACAGACCUUGUUUACCUGUCCUCUGUACUUCUAUGAUGAAACAACACAGCACAGUGAUAUACUGCAAUAUACAUGCCUUAGGUUGAUAUUGUGAUUUAUGCCUAUUCACAAAUACAGUCAGGCAUGAAACCUAAUUUAUUUGCAAAAUUGUCUGUCUGAUUUUUUUCAAUAAUGUGGAUGUUAAUAUGUGUUUAAUAAAUGUUUUCACCAUGAAAAUUAA